AUCGUGUCUAUCGAGAAACCCAGCCGCCCAUCGUGGUUGAUCUCCGAACUGGGUUGGGUUUGAUGAGAGAGAGAGAGAGAGAGAGACAGAGCGGGGGGCAAAGAGUCGACCCAAAUACCUCAGAUCGGUGCAAAAAAGUUUCGACUUGUACCAAUUUCCUUCACAGAUCCUUGUAAAAAAGGAGGUUUGGCUUCUUUUCGUUGCCGUUGUUGUUGUUGUUGUCGUCGUCGUCGUCGUCUGUAUAUCUAAUAUCUAUGUUUUUUACGUGAAAAAUCAAGAUGAAAGACAGAGUCAACCAAGCCACAUCUUUUGUUUUCAUAUUGAGUUCUGAUAUUUGGAGGAAUCGUUGGGACGAUGAUUCGAGAUCGGGAUCGGCUUUGGCUUCGGCAGCGAACAAGGAGAGUUUUUUUGGGAUCUCACUGUGAUUAUCCCUCCCCAUCUCUGAUUGAAUCGAACAACUUUUUGGCGAAAUCGUUCAAUGAUAGAUCUUUGCGAACAUCAUUAAUACAGAAAAUUGUUCUCUACUUUGUGAUAUAAAUUGGGACUUUUUUUGCGGGUUCUCAACUCGUGCGUCUCUCGAUUGUGAUAAAGAAAAUUUGGGGGUUUUCGAUUGCGGUUUGAAUUCUGAUUUUACUGGUCUGAAUGAGCUUUUGCUCGAUUGUGAUACAAAUUUGGGAUUUAUGUUUGCCGGUUGAGUUCUGCUUUUACUAGUCCGAACUCUCUCAACUAAUGCUUUUCUUGAAACUAGAAAAGCACACAAACUCAUGGUAGUUGUAACAUCUACUCGGUCAUCUCAUUGAAACUAGAACACCCUUUCUUCCGAACAACACUGUUACAGCAAAUUGUUCUUAACCUUUGUGAUAAAAAUUGGGACUUUUUGUUUGCCGGUUCUCAACAAUAAUUGGUGGGUUUUUGUUUGCCGUUUGAGUUCUGAUUUUACUGGUCUGAAUGAGCUUUGCUUGGUUGUGAUAUAAAUUUGGGAUUUAUGAGUUCUGAUUUUACCAGUCCGAACUCUCUCAACUAGUGUUUUGCUUGAUUUGGGUAAAAAUUGGAGAUUUUUGUUUGCGGGGCUGAGUUUUUGAUUUUACUGCUUUGAAUUUUCUCUCUUGGAUUUGCAGGUGGGCAAUUUGGUUCUUUUGGGCUAUAUAAGUGUGCUUGAUUGACGGUGAGAAUCUGAUUGGGCUUUGAGGUUGACGGUGGUUGGGCUGUUGGUGGGUUGGAGGUAGAGGAGAAGGUGAAAUAAAAAAGAAGAAGAAGAGUUUAUUAACAUGUUUGCUUGUUUGUGUUUUAUGAUAAACUUUAUCAAAACAUGUUUUUCGCUUUCAUUUUUAACGGAAAUAAACAUAAUCACGUUUUAACAGUUUCUCAUCAACAAAAUACACAAAGAGGUUACCUAAUGCACCCUAAGUUGGUUCUCUUUCCUUCUGGCCGGGGGUGGGAAUUUGUUGCUAUAAGCUUUUAUGCACCUACCUAUUGAAAUGCGAUCACCGAUUUUGAUGAACUGUAAUAAAAAAAUGGAAUUGGAAAAUAAUAGGAAAGCACUGUAAAAGUAAAUAGGAACUAUUAAAUGGACCUCCUUCCGUGAUCCAAAUAUUCAAAUAAUUGGAUUGUUCUAUUGCUUUUCCGAAAAUUGUUGUAGUCAAAUAUGACAGAGUAAGUUGGUUGUGAAUUUGUCAUCUUUAUUGACGUUUUUCAAUUACCUUUUUUGUUAAAACAAGCCAGUGUACUCCGCUGUGGUUCAAUAACCUUGAUCGUGGAGGCUGAAGGUCGGCUCAAUUGAAGGAGAUGGAGUGCCUAAUGAAGCUGUGCCCCGCUCUCUUACGACUUCAACCUCCGGCUGCCACUGUGGCCCUCAGCAGAGGAGGCCUAUGAUCAGAUCAUGAUCAUUUGGGACAAGGCUGAAGUAAUCAAGGUCAGCGACAAUGCACUUGAACAUCUUGCAGUUCCUUGUGGUGACAAGGGAUGCAGAUAUUGUACUAAGAUGCUGAGAUGGGGUAAACAGAGGCAUUCGGCGUUCGCUUUCCAGGCAGAGAUCGACCAACUUCUAAGCCUUAACAUCAACACUUUCUGCUACACCGUCAUGCUGGAGGAGAUCGUGAUGAUGAUUUCCGAUGGCAACUCCCACAUCGAUCUGAAUGCUGUGUGGGACGUAAGAGCUUUCCUUAAAGCUUUCCCCUCUCCUCUUACCUCUUUGUGAACGACGUGGAAAAGGGGAUCGGGGAUCCCCUCUCCUCUUUAGAGCUCACUUCUGGGAAGUUUACAUUGCAUCCUAUAUGCCAAUAUCUGGGUGUUAACUAUAUUUGCAUUGCUGAUGGUCUUUUUACCCUCUGCUCUUCCCAUCGAAGGUGGAAGCAGUUGCUUGCCGAGAAGCAAUUCAAUGGGCACAGCAGAACAAUGCAAUCCACCAUUCGUCUCCAAAUUAGAAUCAUCCAUCCAACCGGUUGUCGUAGAGAUUGAAUCGUUACUUAUUUAAUUACUUCCAAACUGUAUUCACUACUAAAGUUGAUUGUUGUAAUGUUAAACCUUCCCAAUUCCCAUAUAUUGGUCGUAGGGCCUUGCGAAGCUUGUGAUA
Molecule: messenger RNA, 2572 nt
Organism: Rhododendron vialii
Lineage: Eukaryota; Viridiplantae; Streptophyta; Magnoliopsida; Ericales; Ericaceae
Exons: 5
Coding region: 1880-2197 (105 amino acids)
Source: RefSeq, a predicted model, not a curated record